Molecule: messenger RNA, 647 nt
Organism: Arachis ipaensis
Lineage: Eukaryota; Viridiplantae; Streptophyta; Magnoliopsida; Fabales; Fabaceae
Source: RefSeq, a predicted model, not a curated record
AUGUUGGUGUUUGGAUCAUUUCGAAGGCCGUGUUGCAUCAUUCACAUCCUUACUGUCCAGAUCAAGCACAGAUGCUCAAACAGCACAAGGAACUAAGCAUAUCCGUGCGUCGUACAAUAGAGAAUAACGAGGAAGCCGGUAUCAGACCUAGCAAAACUUUUCAAUCAUUUGUUGCAACAGCCGGGGGUCACCGCGAGUUAAAUUUUAUCGAAAAAGACGUGAGGAAUUACAUCACUAGAGAAGUGUGGAAUGUUUCGAAACAAGAGGAUGCAAAAGAAUUCGUGAAAUACUUAUUAAGAAUGAAAGAGAAAAAUCAAAAUUUCUUUUUCGAGCUCGAACUCGAGGUCGAUCAGUCCAUUAAGCUUGCUUUUUGGGCGGAUGCAAGGAGCAAAACUGCCUGUGAGUAUUUCGGAGAUGUUAUUUCAUUUGACACCACCUACAAUACAAACAGGUAUAAUUUGGUUUGUGGUUCUUUUGUCGGGGUGAAUCACCACAGUCAAUCAACACUUCUUGGAUGCGCUUUGAUGAAAAAUGAAGAUAUUGAAUCAUUCAAAUGGUUAUUUCAAUGUUGACUUCGUUGCAUGGGAAGAAAUGCUCUGAAAGGGAUUCUCACCGAUCAAUGCGCGUCAAUGAAAAGGGCUAUAGAG